Messenger RNA from Daphnia magna, 2112 nucleotides. RefSeq lists its product as uncharacterized. The transcript has a single exon. The record is from RefSeq and is a predicted model, not a curated record. NCBI's taxonomy places the organism in Eukaryota, Metazoa, Arthropoda, Branchiopoda, Diplostraca, Daphniidae. Bases 573 to 1850 code for a protein of 425 amino acids.
UUGCAAUAUCUGGACGGUAUUCUAAAGUGAAAAUGUUACAUCCGGCUUAUUUUGAAUUAAUGGCUGAGUUGAUAACCUCUUCGUCUGACUUGCUAUAAUGUUAUCGUCUGAAAAAUGUUGUUAUUUUUAGAACUUUCAGCAAUUUUCUUGGACUGCACAAGUUGACCAAUCCUCUUUGAAGUAGACAGGUCUCGCGGGAAAAUGUUUGCGAAAAUGGGAAAAUCGCUAAAAUGGUGUCAGAUGACUUCAUCCUCCCCAUUCCCAGAAACGCAGUCAUUCAAACCAAGGGCCCCCAAUUAAUCCCUAAUCAUCGCUAAAGUCUAAAAUUUAAUGUCAAAUUCACCUACAGUACAUCAUCGUAAGCAAUAAUUAGUGGGGUGUCGCUCGCAGUGAUGUCGCUGUAAUCAAUUGCUUUCGUUUUUAUAUCAAAUGUGUGGUAGUCUAGUAGACUCUUUAAAGCAUUGCUAUCUUGCUUCUUUUUCUUGUUAGCUAUCAAUUUGGACUCUGCGUUUAUAAGAGACGCAGGGUCGACCAGUGCACAGUUUAUCGAGCGAGCUGCACCGAGACUCGCCAUGUUUCACGUUGGCAUCCAAUUGAAACAUCUAAUAGUUGUCAUUUUCUGUAUUGGUUUCCUGUUGGCAGUGGACGCUUCUCAUUUGCAUAAUGUCAGCGUUGGAACGACCACACUGGUGGAAGAUGUCGGUGAUGUUUGGACCCAAACUUGCAAAUCCGGAGAAUGGACCAUUCAAAUUCCGAAUCUGAGAAAUGUGCGGCUUCUUCCUAGAAAGAAAGGUCGUGUUAAAGCUUCUCGUGCUGCUCUAGUGAUCCGAGAAUCGAAAAGGUUCCAGAAUUCUUCGCUUCAAAUCACGCAUCAAGUGGCCAACAAAUUCAGGACGACUAACGUCAGUGCGACAGAGUUGAAAAUGCUGUCCGUCGAUGUGGACACUCAAUUCGGCGAUGUGGAACGUUGUCCCUGGAAUUCCAGUCAUGUCUUUGAAUGCAUUCCCGAACCGUUAGAAAACGUCAGAGAUAAGACGAAGCGAAUCGCUCAGCUUUUCUAUUUAAUGGCAGCCCAUUUCGAGGAGUUGAUCAGUUUCAUGAGAACUGUCCAAAACUCUGCUGCCAUUAUACUCGGCAACCUGGAACGUGCCAACAACGCUGCCAUGAGACGCAAAUCUUCCAGGACCAACAGUAAAAGGAAAUUGAAAACAGCUAUGCAAUCUUUGGAUAAGAUUAACAUGAACUUGACACGCCAAUUGCAACAGGAUCGAAUUCAAUUAGAAACGAGUUCGCAACAAUGGCAAGCUUUCAAAUCCAGGAUCAAUUUCACUCAAGACGAAAAUUGGGCUAAUGCUAAGAUGAAAUUCGAGCUGGCUAAAUGGAGGUGGAGUUGUUCCAGGCAAGCGUUAAACAAGACCCAGGAAAAACUGCACAACUGGAGUCAGUUGGACGAAGAACUUUCGAUGGCCAUCUCAGAAAGCAGACAAGAAAAUGUUCAAAUCGGAAGAGAAAUGUUGUUGUUGUUUAAUGGCACUAACAAUAGUAUCGUCCAGCUGGAACGUUAUCGCAAUCUGACUGAAGACUUUACUGAAUACUACAAAGGAGCAGGCCACUUCUUUUUAGGAAUCAGUUCGAGAAUCUCCGACAUGAUCGCCAACAUCCCGAAGGUCGAUCACCUGGCCGAUCCAGUGACGAUGAAGAGCGAUUUGAGAAAAAUUAAAUGCGAUUUGGAUCGCAAUGGUCGUUUUGUUAUCCUGACUGACGGUGAAUUAUUGCGGAAGGAUGCCCAACGAAAAAUUAUUGGUUUUGUCUUAGGUGGUGCUGGCAAGGGCUGUGACGUCAGUGUUUAAUUGAGGCGAUUAAGAUACGAAAAUAAUCAACGUCCAUGAAAUUACAAUAUCAUUUUGAAAAUAAGUUUGAAGAUGCAAAUUGAAACAUUUCUAUGUUGUCUUGAUGGCCAGUUUUUUUUAAAUUCUCUUUAAUGAUUUUAUUCGUCCGUUUUGAUUUCGUGAUUGAUUAUGGCUUACUAAUUAGCGCAUAUGUAUUGCGCAUUAUACAUUCCGCCAUUUUACUUGGAAGAAUCAAAAAUACAAUUCAGAAAAUGUGUCGUGA